Messenger RNA from Myzus persicae (green peach aphid), 2074 nucleotides. RefSeq lists its product as uncharacterized. The record is from RefSeq and is a predicted model, not a curated record. The coding region runs from base 1079 to 1849 and encodes 256 amino acids. The transcript is spliced from 2 exons. NCBI's taxonomy places the organism in Eukaryota, Metazoa, Arthropoda, Insecta, Hemiptera, Aphididae.
AUAAAACAAAUAGAAGGUAAUCCAUGUUGAUAAUAUCAUUUUGAUGCUAGUAGCCAUGGUUAUAGAAAAUAAAAUAAUUAUAAUACAAAUGACUUAACAAAGUUAAUGGUUUCGAAGAAAUUUUUUUAAAAUAAGCUUUAGUAAAAAUUGAGUUUUGGGUUAGUGUGUAUAUGUGUGUCCUCCCUCUAAUUACCAAAAAAUGUAAAAAAUGAUAAGGUAGCAACUAUCACCAACUGCUAAAGUAUUUGGAACAACUGUGCAAAAAAAAAUUGGAAAAAUUCAUUGUCUCACAGGAAAAUUAAUACCGCAUUCUAUUUGUUUCUAGAAUUUGUCAGAAAAUUGUCCAAAGUGAAAUAAGUGCCUAUUCCAAUAAUAAUUCUAAAUAUCAUAUAAUACAUGGCAUCUAACCAAGGUUUGAAGUUUGAACACUCAAAUGAUGAAAAAUUAACUUAAUUAAAAUUAAUUUUUACUUUUUAGUAGGUAAACUUUUUUUUGUUGAAGGUAAGGGAACUUAUGAGGGAUCUUGAAUUAAAUGUUUGAGUAUUAGCUAGAUGAAAAGAAACGUUUUUUUGAAUUUCUAGCUACAUGAUAAUUUUCAAAUGUUCAUAAUCUUAACCAAAUUAGAGAAAUUCUAGUUUCAGAUUAUUAUAAAAAUAUGAUUAAGGAUUUAUACUCAAUUUUUUGACCGAGCGAAUAAUAUUUUAUUUACAAUAAUUGAAAAAAACUUUUAAAUAAUCGAAAAUCUGUCUUGGCUAUGAACAGCAUUUGUAUUGCCUUAAAAAGUGACGAUAGACACUUUCCCACCAGAAAAAUUAUUGAAAGUCAAUAUGCUUCUCUCAGAAUCUAAAAUUAUUUAAUGUUAAAAAAAAUUUUUUUCUAAAAUAACUCAUAGUAUCACAAAUUAUAUAUUUUUCGUUUCUAGGAAUAAGCCUAUAAUAUUCUCAUUGUCAUGUCAAAUAACAUAUUUAUUAAAAUAAACAUUGUUCAUACAAUAACAUUUUAUUUUAGUUGUUCUAAGACAUUGAAAGUUAUUAGUUGCUAAUUAUUUAAUAAUAUAGAAUAUCAAAUUGUAUUAAAAAUGAGUAUUGUUGGUCAAGAAGAAAAUACCCAAAAGGUAAAAAAUGAAAUUGUAGAGCUCCAGAAGUACAUACAUUCCAAAAUAUACCGACAAUUGUUGUUGCGUCAACGCAUGGAUGCCAAUUACCAGCGAAUGAUGGAAGAGUGUAUGGUCAACGAGAAGGAAUUGGAAAAAAUUCGCUCGGAAAACUCACGUUAUAAGUUCGUCGGGCAGUGUCUGAUGAAUAAGGCCGUAGAAUUAACCGGUUGCAAAUUCGCAAAGAGUUUAACUAAAUCCGGAAAAGACGACGAUGAAGCAGCUUUACACUUGGAAGUGUGUAGUAACAAACUGUUGGCCGAGCUGGCGACGUACAGGGAGAAGGCCGAGGCGGCGUCCAGAAACUUGGCCGAUGCCAGAGAAAAACUGGCUAAGGCGUCUGAGUUGGAGGAGUGCUUGAAGCGGGGUGCAACAAACCUGACGGUGCUCGCCGAAGCUGACCGGACAAGGAGGGACUGCGAAGAGGCGGAGUUGCGGACGAUGACCAAGCGACUGACGGCCGAGCUGGUGGAAGCGCGGCGUGACGCAGACUUGUUGCGGACAGCCGUGGAAGAGAUGUCGGAAUCGGCGAUGGGGAGCGAUGGGGCGCCGGUCAUGUGCAGUAGCACAGGGCUGCGCGAGGAAAAUAUCCGGUUGCAGGCCGAUUUGAAAACCAACCUGGAGGUAGAGGCCACAUUACACGCCAGAAUUGUUCAGUUGGAGACCACUCUGCAGAAGACUUGCAAGAGGGCUUAGGGGCAGUCUUGCUUGGUCAGACAGCGGACAGUUAGACUACGAAAGCGACAAAAACCAUACGCACGACUUUUUUUUGAACUAUAAAAUUAUCUGAAUAGAUUUUAACUACCUAAUCAAAUGCACGUUUUAUCAUAUUAUACAUUACUACUAGGUUAUAGGUACAAAAACUUAAAACCUAGUUAUAAAAAAAAUGUAUAACUCUAUGUCAACAAAACUCACCAAAAC